Molecule: messenger RNA, 5123 nt
Organism: Carassius gibelio (silver crucian carp)
Lineage: Eukaryota; Metazoa; Chordata; Actinopteri; Cypriniformes; Cyprinidae
Gene: gpr185b
Product: G protein-coupled receptor 185 b
Exons: 2
Coding region: 433-1431 (332 amino acids)
Biological process (GO): G protein-coupled receptor signaling pathway
Cellular component (GO): membrane
Molecular function (GO): G protein-coupled receptor activity
Source: RefSeq, a predicted model, not a curated record
CACACAGAGUGAGACGCGCUCGUCUCUUCUACCUUAUAGUUUGAUUCGUGUUGACUGAACGUGUUUUAUUAUUAAUAUUCCGUCCACAGCAUCUCUGAUUCACAGACUCGAUCAUGACUGUUGUGAGGACUCUUGACGUCAGAGGGGAGAAUCAUCGGUGAGGUCCAAUGGGGGGAAUAUCAAGCGAGGCAGCGCUAUCGUCCUACCAACAGUAUUAGCCAUGCUAACCUACGAGCACCUCGCCUUUCCACAGGACUUAACCCGCCAAAGAUGACGGUUUUGCUCAGCUGCGUGAAACAAAGGGCAAUUUAGUUCUUCUUUUAUGUUGUUCUCCGUCUCUUUCUGGGUCCUCCAUCUAGUCUCGUAUGACAGGCACGGACUGCGCGCAAGCUCGGGGGAGAAAAAGGCAUUGCAGCUUCAUGGCACUGAGCUAUGAUUCACUCUCUUGCAGCAGCAAUGAGCAACCAACUUCAAAACACCUCUUCCCUCUCCACGGCGGACACGUGGAAUCUCCUGGAUGUGCGGAACUCAUCACCGGUGCGAACGGCAGAGCUGAGGCCGCUUUCUGUUAGCCCGUGGGACAUUGCACUGUGCGUGACAGGCACGCUCAUCUCCUGCGAGAAUGCAAUCGUGAUAGCCAUCCUGUUCUACACACCCACCUUGAGAGCCCCCAUGUUCAUUCUGAUAGGGAGCCUCGCGUUUGCAGACCUUCUUGCGGGACUCGGCCUCAUUCUCAACUUUGUCUUCAUCUAUAUGCUGAACAUGGAGUUUGUGACUCUGAUCUCUGUUGGCUUGCUGAUUGCUGCCUUCUCCGCAUCUGUGCUCAACAUCCUGGCCAUCACGGUGGAUCGCUACUUGUCCCUCUACAACGCUCUGACCUACCACUCGGAGCGCAUGGUGACAUUCACCUAUGUCAUGGUGGGUCUCAUUUGGCUGGUGUGCAUCAUCCUGGGCCUACUGCCAAUACUCGGCUGGAACUGCCUCCGAGACGAGGCCAGCUGCAGUAUCUGCUGGCCGGUCACCAAGAACAAUGCCGUGGUGCUCGCGGUGACGUUCUUGCUGGUGUUUGCCCUCAUGAUGCAGCUUUACCUACAGAUCUGUAAGAUUGCCUUUCGCCAUGCACAGCAAAUCGCUGUCCAGCACCAGUUCAUGGCCAUUUCCACCACAAAAGGUGUAUCCACGCUCUCUGUCAUCCUCUGCACCUUUGCUGCAUGUUGGAUGCCCUUCGCCAUGUAUUCGAUUGUGGCAGACUCCAGCUACCCGAUGAUCUACACGUAUGCAACAGUGCUGCCGGCAACAUGCAACUCGGUCAUAAACCCAAUCAUAUACGCUUACAGAAAUCCGGACAUUCAGAAAUCCCUGUGGUUAGCCUGCUGCGGAUGCGUGCCGUCCAACUUCUCCUUGCGGCCAAGGACAUCGAGCGAUGUAUAGGUCGGACUCACAUAAUUCGUUUGUACUGUGUCAGUGUUACUGAUAUGAUGUCCUCCCUUGGUGGGAUCCCAGUCAAACGUUGCUGGUUGUGCAGUAGGUGUUGUGAUCCAAGAGGUCAACCUGCUAUGUAUAAUUAGAUGUAUUUAAUGCAUAGUAGACCUCUAUGCACAAAAUUUAAAAUUAUACCAGAUGUGAGACCGUUCCAGUUGAACAUGAUCAGAAUAAUCUGGAUAUUCUGAGAUAUGCAUUACAUGCCUAGUGACACAAAUCAAUAUACUAUUUAUCUUAAAAAAACAAAAACAUAACAAACAAAAAACAUCAUUAAUAGCUAAAAUGAUUACAAAACUGACCUGAUACGUAUAAAGAAAGCUGUAAACGGUAGACAGCUUUCGUGUACAUGCUCAUGCUAUAUGGAGCUCUUUCAGCACCACGGACAGCAGCAGGUACAAAGCUAUUCCCUAUUCCCCGCCUCUAACACUUAAAUCUGUGUUCGCUUAAAAAUUUAUGAAUGACAGAGAGAAAACACGGUCCUGUGAGCAAAAAUUAUAGAGCUUGUGGCAUUUGUUGCUUUACAGCCAAUUUUAUCAAAUCACUUUUUUUUAGAAACUGAAAUUAUAGUGCAAGGGAAAAAAAUUACCUCUUUUCAUUUCAAAGUGAUUAUUUUUUGCUACACAUCAUUGGCGGUGAAAUUUCAUAAAUGUAAAAAUCCCUGAGAAAAGCCAAUUUGUUUAGACAUGCUGAACUGGUUUAUUGUCUAACAUCCCUAAUGACAUUGAAAUAUCUUCUGCCACGAAGCUGUAAGGCAAAUCAUAUUUUCACACAUUUUUGGUCUCUGGAAUCCAUUGAGCACACGUCUUGGUGUUGGUGCAAAAUGGCAGGGUUAAUGAAGGUCUGAGCGCGAAAUGAGGUGUCAGCCACAACACUUUAAUUUCAACAUCAGGCAGCAUCUUUCAAGGCAAUUUUGUGUUAGGCCAACUGAGACAUGAACGCUUAAAUAAGACGAGUGCUUCUGAACUGAAAUCCCUUCUGUCCCAUUUUAGCUUAGUUAUCUGAUCUUUUAAUAGGCCUUCAUGCAGAUCUAUUUACACACAAGCCUGACCCUAACAUUGAUCCCUGAUCUGAUGGACUAAUUGUACAUUCUACACACUCAAUUAUAUCUGAUAAUCACCAGGAUCAUUUUUCUGUAGGAUUCAGCCAAAAGGACCUUGAAAUAGCAUGUAAGAUUUAAAAACACAUCAUUUAAUCAGCCGAAUUGGAUUUAUACUAUGCUACACAACCAAAAAAACAAAAACAUAACAACAUAAGCUCAAAGGACAAAACCGAGAGGAAACAUCACUAAAACGUUGUAAUAUUUUAUAUGCAUAGAUAUUUGUUGAGCUUGACCGUAACAAAGCCUUGUGUUUUCGAGGGGGGUAUGAAUGUCAAAGCUGUUCUUUGAUGACCCCUCAUUUGCGGCAAAUAUCUUAAUUUAGGCCUUACCUUUUCUCUUUUGCAAUAACAAAUUAAUGUGUACCGUUCAUUGAUAGAGCUACAAUCACAAUGAGGCCAUCGACAGAGCUAAUUUUACUUCCUGACUUGAACAUGAUUAAAAAACAGACUGAAAAUAGGUUUUUCAACUCUUUAAAUCAAAUGUACUGUUUUCUAAGAUGUGCUUUCACAUUAUAGUACAAGCAUUUAAAGUUGGCCUUGGGAGCCCAUCCAGGUGCCCUCCAACUAACUACUCUUAGUGACCUGCACGAGAUCUGAUGGACUUUUACCUGGAGAUAUUUCACAGUCUGGACACUGUGGAACAAUUUUUUUUUUUUUUUUUUUGCACGAUUGUGUGAUAUGCCUGAUUGUUUGUGGUUGUGUGUGUGAAAGUGAGAGAACCAUUUGUUUAUAUACCACUCACUUAUGUCAGGAGUGGGGUUCAGUGACCUGUCACACUGUGCCCACUUAUAAAAAAUAACCCACCCCACAUGGUACACAACAGUUGGCAAAUAUCAGUGUUUUUCAGCAAAUCUCUACCGUUAUGUAAUGUAUCUUCACUACAGUGUACUCAAUGGGAUGCCAUAGAUUCAGUUUGUUCAGGGGUAAGCGGUUAUUUUUCUUAUGCAAUGCUGUAUGGAAAUGUAUAUUUUUAUACACAUCAGGGCAUGAGUUUUAUGAUGUUGUUUUGGUGUGUGUGUGUGUGUAUAUGUGUGUAUUCAGUACCUGUAUUCUUAUCGAUGGUUUCCUAGAAAAAGCAAAAAAAACUAAAAACAAAUGAUCAAAAAAAGUGUUGGCAAGACAGAAAGUGCCAUAAUUUCACUUACUAGUGUCUUAUUGAUUUCAUGCAUUUAUCAGAUCAGUAAAAACAAGGAUUAUGAUUUGUAACAUCACCUGACUGUGUCGACAGUACCAUUCACCUUCAAAUUUACAGUGGUUGAGGCACAGAUUGGUGUGUAGAUAGUCGACAUCUAGGCAGCUUGACUACUUAACACAGAUAGGAUAUAAUUUGUUUAGUAGCGGCUAGUUUGAACAGUUGGGUCUGAAAGUUAAAGCUCAGAAAUAGACCCAGAGAACCAGGUGGUAUGCACGUUCUAUGCCAAACCAAUGGCUGGGUUCCACUUUCUCUCUUGGACACUGGAGUCCACUAUGGCUACCGACAGAGCAAUGCAGUCCUCUCUUUAGCGUUCUGUUGGACUGGGACAGCCCUUUUGUGUGCCAGACUACAGACAGAUGGUCCUCCCCCAGCCUCAUGCUCAAAAGUGACCUAUCUAAUUACUAACACCGCAGAUAUCAUCACAGAAUUGAAGUAUGCCAGGCAGCCAGCCAUGUAGAUUUUCACAUAUCUUGUCAGUAAUGGACAAAAUAUAAGAUGACUGCAUUAGUCUGCAGUUACAGUACAGGUGACGGAGACUUAUUUUUGAGAGUUACACAGAACAAAAAUCUAGCGUGAGACCAGCGUACCUUAGUCUUCAGUUGUGACGUCAACGCUGGUGUACGUAAAUGGAGAGAGGUCGUCUGAAUGACGGCACCUAACCGCAUGGAAGCACUAUUACCACUUAAUCAGUCCCUGCUAAAAAUAAACUUGAAGAGCAUGGAAUGUUGCAUUUAUCUAGGGUACUUGAAAUCCGUUUUCUGGGCCAUUAAGCCGAGCUCUGUGUUUCCCAUCAACAGCUACAAUAGAGCGAGAAGGCGCCGUCCUAAAAUAAGGGAGGGGAGAGAGACAAGCUUUUAGAAGAUCCUCUGGGGUUAUGUAACCACUGCACCCAAAAUGUAGCUCAUUCUCUGAAAUCCUAAUCUCUGUGCAUUACAGAUGAAGUCUCACUAUGAUCUAUCACUUUUGCAAUCAUCUAUAGUGCUAAAGGAAUGUUUUUGUGUAGGUAAACUGUCAGCACAAUUAUGUGGCCCUUAUUAGCAAGCGGUCAGAGAUGUGGAUGGGUGCUCUGAUACUGUGAUGUAAUUGUUGUUGAUUAUUUUCUUGCUUUGUUUUUCUUUGUAUUGUGAACUGAAAUCUGACAAGUACGAUGCACUUUAUGAAAGGUACAUGCUACACGUUGCAAUGUAAGUGUGGAAUGUAAUCCUUCCUAAAAAAAUGAUUUAUUUUUAUUACUGUAAAUAUGACAAUACUGAAACAAAAAGAGAGUGAGUGAGUGAGAAGGGAAAAAAAAAAACAUCAACAACAACACGAGGAGAUUACUUUGUCAAAUAAAAUUCUGCAAACCUAA